UUUAAAAUUUAAAACUUAAAUCGUUGAAAAUUUUGAAAAUUGUAUUAUGAAUUCCACCAUAACGUGUGUACAUCUAUUCUCAUUUAUCUAUAUCCUUUUAAUGGGGAAUAUGAGCAUAAAAGAUAUAUAUCAUAUUAGAAUACUUAUCCUUUCUCAACAAAUUGGACGCACUUGAUUUCAUGUCCCACUUCUAUUUAUCAAGUGUGGGCCAGAUUCUAUGCACCCGGCUCUUUAAACCCUACACUUGGUGAUAAACACUGUUAGUCUUCUGUUGACAUGUAUAUGUUUUUAUAGUUUUCCUAAAAUCUCUAUUGAUUAGCUCAAGUGAGAGAAUAUAUAACAAAUAAUUAAAUACAAUACGUGUCAGCAAAAAAUUCACCCGGCUAUUUAUCACCGAAUGUAGGGGAAACAACCUUGCACGCACACUAGAAAAGUCAAACUUUGCUCCGCACCCUAUAAAUUCUCACCCCCAACCAAAACCCUACUCUUUCUAUCCCUUUAAUUUUUUUGGUAGCCCAUCCAAUUAAAUGUAUUUUUCACUUUUCUUUAAAAAAAAAAGAUAAAUAGAAAAAGAAAAAAAAUAUGUCAUUUCCCGGCGACAUACGUCACACUCCCGCCGCGACCAAGCCGCCCAGCACAUCCUCCGCCGCCGCCGCCGCAGCCGCAGAUCCACGCGUGCCGCUGAUGAACCUCUCCGGCGUCCAAGCUCGAAUGGAUAUUCUCCAGAGAUUCCUCUCCGAUUCAGUCAACAGCAACACUUUACUCGGUCAACCCCAAAUGGACAUGGUCUCCUCCGAAAUCUCCUCCGCCAUCCAUCAGAUCAUCGUCAACGGCGCCGCCCUUCUCUCCUGCACUCCGCCUCUCUCCUUCGUUUACAAGCAGGAAGAAAAAGUGUCGAAUCCGGGUCACCCGGAUCCAAACCCGGUUCAAAUCGUGAAGGAUCCGAAGGUCGAGAUCCACGUGGCGGACGAGGCCGCGGCCGCGGCCUCCGCCGCCGACGACCACGACAUAAUCGAAAUGGACGCGGUGGAGCUGCUGGCGGAGCACGUCCAUUUCUGCGAGAUCUGCGGCAAGGGUUUCAAGCGCGACGCCAAUUUGCGGAUGCACAUGAGGGCCCACGGCAACCAAUUCAAGACCGCCGAAGCAUUAGCGAAGCCGGAAAAGGUCGUCGGCGGCGGCGGCGGCGAUUCGAUCGGGCGGAGAACGACGAGGUUUUCGUGCCCGUACGUCGGGUGCAAUCGAAACAAGCAGCACAAGAAGUUCCGGCCGCUGAAGAGCGGCGUAUGCGUGAAGAACCACUUCAAGAGGAGCCACUGCCCCAAAAUGUACUCGUGCAAUCGGUGCAACAACAAGAGCUUUUCGGUUGUGGCCGAUUUGAAGAGCCAUUUGAAGCAUUGCGGUGAGAGCAAGUGGUUGUGUUCCUGCGGGACCACCUUCUCGAGGAAGGAUAAGUUGUUCGGCCACAUGGCAUUGUUCGAGGGCCACAUGCCCGCGGUGAACGACGAGUUGGUGGCCGGGGGUGAGGAUGAGGAUAAGGAAACGGGGCGGAAUAUGGAGGAGGGUAAUAAUGGGAUUUUCGAAGGGUUGCUCGAUGGAUUCGAUUCGAUUGAGGAUUGUUGCUUUCAAGAUCAUACGAUGAAUCCUUCGAGUUCGUUGGAUAAUUUAGAUGAUUGUGGAAUGGAGGGGUUCUUUAACUUUUGAUUUUGAUGUUGUAUGUGUAUAUGAGUAUAUUGUACUAGUAAUAAAAUGGCAUUCACUUCUUAUAAUUGUUGGUGAUUUUUUUCAUUUCCUCUAAUUAGGCGUGUAAAUGAGCUGAGCUGCUCGAUGACCGGCUCGAUAAAAGCUUGAGCUCAAGCUUGAACUUUUCGAGCUCGAACUUGAGCUCAUUUUAGUUGUUCUCGCUGGCUUUAUAUAGAUUUUCUUUUCUU
Erythranthe guttata (spotted monkey flower) is the source of this 1928-nucleotide messenger RNA. Lineage: Eukaryota; Viridiplantae; Streptophyta; Magnoliopsida; Lamiales; Phrymaceae. The record is from RefSeq and is a predicted model, not a curated record.